CGAGGGAUUUGACUAACAAAAUUUCAAACAGAAGUACAGUUUCAGAGAUAUUGACAAAAAACGUCAAAAGCCGUGCAAAUCCGAAAUUUUCCGUCACAAGUUUCGCGCGGCGCGCCUUAUCUUUUGUUUCUUUCUAAUUUCCUGGCUAUAAGCCCCCUCUCAAGUAUUUACAUACCUAUAAGUAUGUUGGUAAGACUAAAUACCUACUGUUUUUAAUUUUACAUGUAGAAAUCACAACUAAUCCUCCCAUCCUUCCGCAAACGCUUCGGCUGUGGAAUGAGCUCCCUGCCGACGGUUUCCCGAGGUUACAGUAUGGGGUUCUUCAAGAAAGAAGUGUACAGGUUUUUAAAGGAUCCGCAACGCGCACGUAAUAUCUCUGGUGUUGUAGGCGUCCAUAGGCGACGGUGACCGCUUACCAUCAGGCGGGCCGCAUGCUUCUUUGCCACCGACGUGGUAUAUAAAAAAAAUCCGACACUCCGUAAUCCCAUAAUUAUUAUUUUUACUUAUUUUAGUACCGACUUCAUUAUUACUUUUGUUAUUAAAUACAAAUGGCUGAAAGAUAUAGAUCUAAUAUAUGAUCGGAAUUUGGAAAGCAUCCUUUUUAGGACGUGUUUCCGCCUUUAGGUACUCCCAUGGUUCCACAAUGUCUGGCAACUACCAACUUGACAGUUCAAGCUGGUAUGUUUUCACAAGUCCAUAACGUCUAAGCUUUAAAGGUCAAAAUUGAAAUAACCGAAUAUUCACAAUGCGCACAAAUUAGGCACCCCGUAGUGACUGUUGAAAGUUGCGUGACGAUAAUUUUUAUAAGGCUCGGGUUUGAUAUACAAUACGUAGUUUCUACGCAACUAUAUAGAUCCCUUCGUAGGUUAGAAGGAAAUGAAAAACGCCACGUUCGCAAAUUAGACGGUUCUGCUGCGUUGACCUUGGGCUUGGAAAUAUCAGGGCGAUGACUCAAAGGUGACGUCACUACAGUAUAUUAUUGAGUUAGACAUUUUAUGUCCAAUAGUAAAUAUUGAAAAACAAAAAGAAAAUAUUGUGUAUCAAAUAUCCAUUAAUCCACAGAACAGUAUCGGAUUUACGAAUAGGACAAUGAAAAAAUCCGACUGUCAUUUGUUUUGCUUUGCAAACGAUUUUUAAUAAUGCUAAGUACCUACCAAUGAAUGCUGACCUUUGCUAAUAUGUCAAGCAGGGUUGAGCGCCCACAUACAUAUAACUGUAGAAAACCGUUAGGCACUAAUAUUUUCGGCACAUUUCAGCUUACGUCAUGAUUGGCUUAGUGAUUAUAGAUACCCCAUGUUUACUUCGGUGUUCUUUCUUCAGUCAGUGCUAGUCUGAGCGUUGCGGCGCGCGCGUCCGACUCCCGCACACUCUAACCAUGUGCUUCUGUGAUCUCCGCAAUGAGAACCCUGGCGAAACUACUCAUCUUAGCAUCGUUCCUUUUCGUUAUACUGUUCCUUUAUUUGACCUUGCAAGAAUGGAAUCAUUCAGAACAACAUAUAGACAAAAUCUUCCAAAUAGAACAAAAUUCUACAACACUCGCUGAAAAACAUGGAAAAAGUGAAAUGAGAAUGAAAUAUAUUUUACAGUGGACUAAUCCGAAAAACGUGCCAUUUGUGUAUAUGGGUGUGGGCCAGCAAACGUUUAUCGAGCGAAAGUGCCAGUUUACUAACUGCUACGUCACUAGCGAUAGGAAUUUCCUGGGGGACGUUUCCAAGUUCGACGUCAUUGCGUUUUCGGGAACCGAAAUUAUUGCUUGGCCUUUGGACCAAAUAAGACCUAAAAAGCGAUCGCCGCAUCAGAAAUAUGCUUUUACUAACAUAGAAUCAGCUGACAACUAUCCGUUCUGCUCUCACUUGUUGGAUAACUUUUUUAACUGGACGUGGACCUACAAGUUGGACUCGGAAUCUAAAUGGGGAUACAUAAUAGUAAGAGAUGCUAAUAAUAAUAUUAUAGGUCCGAGGAAAAAUAUGCAUUGGAUGAGGUUAAAAGACAUGGACCCUGUGAGUGAAGAUUUAAGUGUGCAGUUGAAAAACAAAUCGAGGGCAGCAGCGUGGUUUGUGUCCAACUGCAACACGCGAAGUGGUCGAGAGAAGUACGUAGAAGAUUUGCAAAAGGAGCUACAGCUAUACAAUUUAUCGAUAGACGUCUACGGAAAAUGCGGACCCUAUAAAUGUAGUCGAGACGACGAAGAAGCGUGUUUUCAAAAAAUAAAAACAGAUUAUUAUUUUUAUCUCUCAUUCGAGAACUCACACAGUGAAGACUAUGUGACUGAAAAACUUUUAUCUGCUUUGAAAUACAAUGCAAUACCUAUUGUCUAUGGAGGUGCAAAUUAUACUAGAUUCAUGCCAGAUGGAAUUUAUUUGAAUGCACGAGAGUUAGGACCUAAUGCUUUGGCAAAGAAAAUGAAAUUUCUAAUAGAUAAUCCCAACCACUAUAAAGAAUAUUUCCGAUGGAAAAACCAUUAUUCUUACUAUAGAAGAAACGACAACGCAGAGACCGAUGACUACUGCGGUUUCUGCAGUCUCCUCAACAACGAAGAGAUGGUGAAAAAGACGUCCAUAUAUAAGAACUUUAAGGAGUGGUGGAAUGACCCACAUAGUCGAUGUUUGUGAUGCACUGAGUAUUGUAAUUAUUUUGUGAGUCUAUUCUAUAUAUGUGAUAUUUUCAAUUAACCAAUCACAUUGUCGGUUAAUUUCUAAGGACGGGUCUUACGUGAACUAAGAAUGGUGAUAGUUCAGUGGUGUCACUCACGAAUUCUAGCCAAUCGUGCAGUAUAACGCAACUAGUUGCGACCAACUGCGCGUGUGAUGCGAACUUAUCAACCCAUCGCGUUAUGGCGUUAGUCUGCACGAUUGGCUCGAAUUCGUGUGCGUGACACAGCUGUACUGGCCCCAUUCUUAUUGCCCGUAAGGCCCGUCCUUAGUUCAAUGGUUGACUACAAAUUAAAGGUGCGUCUUAGCACCACUUGCACUAUUCCACUAAACCUGGAGUUACCUGUCGGCUACCUGUACAAUUUGAUACUGGGUUAACGGUUAAACCUGUAGUUACCUGUCGGCUACCUGUACAAUUUGACACUGGGUUAACGGUUUAACCGGUUACUUCCGGGUUAGUGUGAUGGUGCAAGUGGCCCUUAUUGACAACCGACUAUAAGUACCUAGGUACUUUUUUUGGUUAAAAAUGGCACAUAUUUUAUUAUUAUAUUUUUAAAUUAAGAAUUAUGAAAUUAUGAAUUAUCUGUCAUAUGUAAAACUUUAUUUACGGCUGUUGUUGCCCUAAAUAUCAAUAAAUAAAGCUUAAGUCUGUGCCUAGUUGCCUAGCUGUGAAAUGUGUGCCUCAAACAACUCAAUAGCUAUUAGUAUAAAUACUCGUAAUACUAAAGUAGAAUUAAUAUAUAUUAUUAUGCCAUAAAAUAUGAAAGCCAAAGAAAAUAAAUUGUGUGAAUGUCCACGUGAAACUGUCAGCAUCGCGAUUUAGAAUUUAGAAUUGUACAUAUACAGGAUGAAAUUUUUAUGUUUGACCAUGCGCUGAGGGGUGGAUGUGUAGGUCAUACUGCACAACGAAGAAAAAUCUGCCGUCUCAAGCAUUUUGAAUCACAUGUCAAUGUUUUCUGUGGACAGCUGAGUUUAUUUCGCGAUUCCGGUGUUGGUCCAUACUAAAAAUUGUUCAGUAAGUAUGCCCCACAUAUUCACCCCUCAGCGUAUGGUCAAACAUAAUUUUUUUUUUCUACCUGAAUAAUUCCAAUCAAUCAUAGUUUCAUUCCAUUUGUUUCUUUUUACUUGUAAUAUGCGAGAUGAACUACGAGUGUAAAGAUAUACAACGGAUUUUGUUUUUCGUGUUUAUGUUUGCUUUAGCCUGGAGCCCGCAUAUUAUUCUAAUUUUUGGAACGUAGUUCCUUAUUGCACGGUACGGACUUGACGGAUUAGGGCUAGGCGAAAAAAAAUUUAAGAGUUUUCCGUCACGACCCAUUCUUAACUUCGUUCCAACCGAGUGUUCCUUGAACAUGACGAGAUUCCGUCACAACCCUUUCUUAACCCUUUCUUAACCUUUUUCGACUCUACGACCCUUUCUUAACUUUGUUCCAACAGAGUGUCGUAACACUCACGCAUUUUUUCUUCUAUAAUUAUCAUGGAUUUCAUCUAUCAGCUGUUUACAAUGACUGGUCCAGAAAUGUCACUGUUAAAAUUGUAGGUUUUCCUGUAAGUAAUCAAAAGGUAAAUAAAAAAUAAACUAUUUUCUGUAUCGUUUUGAUAGGCCAAAUAGUUGAAGAGAUAAGGUAGGCGAGAGGGGUGUUUAAUAAAAAUAUAUUAAAAAAAAUAACAAUGAGACUGCUACCUGACAUUUUGUCAAGUCGAAUAAGUCCAAUUUAAAAUUACUAGCUUCUACCUUACUUAGUAUGAUAUGUUUUGAUAUAAACUAUCCUAUCUCCUUCCUCAAGUCCCAAACUUUCUUCAUACCAAAUUUCAUUUAAACUAGUAGGAAUAACGGAAUCAUAAUUCUAGGAAAUUCCCAGUUGGCUGGGGACUUCACAAAUAACAGACAGCAAUUUGGGUUUUAUCAGAACUGACUCAUAUGUUUAUUCUCGGGAAGUCAUGUCGUUAUGCCAUGUUCUGAUCGGAUUUCAUCAGCGGAAAUCGGUUGCUUUUUAUUAAAUUUGUAGUUAUUUGUUACAAUCCGUUACUGAACAUGAUUUGGGGCAUUUAGGCGAAUUUGCGACAACAGACUCACAUAGUUAAGAGAAUCGCAUAAGAACGAGUAGCAAAUAUUGUAUAGGUACCUACUUAAUAAUACAAUAGUUAUUUUAUAGUUUAGGAUUUCUCUUAUUCGGUACACGGCGAGAAGUUGAUAACUCGCGAUAUAAAAUUGAAGAAAUUUGAACUUAAAAUGGAAUUAUAUAAAGUUCAAAUUCCUUCAGUUCUAACUCAUGACUUACCAACUUCUUCCCACGGUGUACAGUAUUGUAGUACUGCGUAGCUAAAGGUGGCAUCUGUGAUUAUUAUUAUUGAUCAAUACAAUUAUAUAUUAACUAUUAGCAUUACCUACAAGGAUUAAGUAAUUUGUUAACAUUUUCGCCUUCAGAAGCGUUUAAAACCGCCGGUAAGGUAAGCGUAGUAGGAAUAUUAAUACAUUACAUUAUAUAUUAUAUAUACAAUUACGAUGCAAGUGAAAAGUGGGAUCCUAGUCGCACAUGUAUCGUACUACGUUUUACAGUACAUAUGGCCCUUCAGUUUUUCGACAUAGUUACGUAAUGUGCUAAUUAUCGCACGCAGUGCGGUAAAGUAGCGCCAUAUGUACUGUAUAUGAAUAUGACACAAUGAAGUAAACAAAGCUUGCUCAACAGCGGUACACAAAACAGGUUAAUAGUGAACCGUGGUUUAUGAGUAAUAACAAUAAAAUAAUUGUUAAAUAAGCGUAGUGUACCCACUACAGUAACCAGAUGCGACUUGGCAAAGGUUCAACUAUUGUCAGAGUUAUGAUUAUGAGAUUAGCUAUUGCAGCUUCUGCCCGCGACUUCGUCUAUCUUAUGUCUCUCCCCGGGCCUCAUACUGUCUCUAUACCAAACUUCAUCUAAAUCGGUUCAGCGGUUUCAGCGUGAACAGGUAACAGACAUAGAGUUACUUUCGAAUUUAUAAUUACACAUUUGUCGUUCACGAGAGAGUGAUUUAAACGAGCGAUAUCAUUUGAUUGAACUCACUCACACUUUAAAUCACUUGAGAUUUCGUUGAGUAAUUCAUCCAUCUCAGUGUUACUUGCUCGCUCUUUCCCACUCAUGUUUCGAAUCGAAUGAGCCGGCCGAGCCAAGCGAGUGAGACGAUGCAAAUAUACGAAACGAUCGUUUCGGAGCGGUUCGGAGGGUGUCGGGAAAACAUGGCGGGAUCGUAUCGCGUGACUGGCCAUCUUGGUUGCACUUAUGGCUUUGGUUGGACUCUACAGAUCUACUGAGCGAAAUGAGUGAUAUAUAUCUAAGCGAGCGAAAGAUAUGAAUCAAUCUUUUCAACUCAGUGAUGCAUUUUGCGUAUCUCUAUUUAUAAUAUUAAUAUUAGCAGGGAUUUAGGUACUUGCAUAACAAGAAGCUAAAAGCAUCAAUCAGCGUUUGAAUUUCAGUGCUGGAUUUACGGGUGAAUAAUGUGGGUUUAUCUUGCGAAAAUGCACUUAUUUUAUCAAGGAAAGACAGAAGAAAACGAAGCCGCAACAUUUCCAGAUUUUAUCUCUAUUUAACGUGCCAUACCUAUUCACCCCGGUUGACUGUAUAUAUACUUACAGUGUGUAAAUUCAAUACGAGCAAAUCUUUAGACAGUGGUUAGCAUAGGACCUUAGAAGUAUAUUGAGAUAACUUUUGCUUAGAAAUACAAUGAAAAUAUUCGGCCCGCAACACGCGUCUUGUAAUGUCAUGUCUCAUAUUGUUAGUACAUUGUUGCUCAGUAAAUAUUCAAAAAUUAAAUACGGAGUCAUAAUUAAGUGUAUCUUACAAUAAAUUAAUAGUUUAAAAAACACUAGAAAAACACGCUUUGGCCUAUAUAUUUCGGCUUCAUCAUCAGACCUUGAAACCUAAUCGUCGUCAAAGUUCAUUACAAGACUUUUCUAACAAAUCCAAACACAGCUAUGAUACGAUGUUCCAUCAUGAAGUUCCAGUUCAUAUCUUCCGGCUCCAUCAUCAGAUCAGUUCGACAGUACUAUAUUAUUGUAUUGUCAUCAGAACUACAGCUGCCAAUUUUCAUGACGUUACGAUCCUUAGAAGAUGGUUAAAAUAGUUACCUUAGAUUCCAUUACAUAGUUACCUAUUUACAUAUAUACAGGUCGACCUAAUAAAAUCGUGUUAAAAAAGUACUUAAUUCAUGAUUCACAUACGCAUGAUAAUACUAUUGUGUGUACAUAUUGUGCCAUCGAGCUAAUCUGUUGACGGAGCCAGAUGCAGAUGAUUAGUGGAACUCUUCGGUUGCUAGGUUGCUACUAAGUAGGUAUAGGCCCCUUCAAAUUGGGCUCGUAUGACUCGUUAUGCCUCUAUACUAUAGCUCCAAUAUGCAAGAGUGGCAGAGAGUAGGUCUUCUGUUUGUAAUAAUAAUAACAGGAGUUGUCAAAAAUGACGCUUCUGGUAGAAGAAAUGUUACUUUUGACCUUGACAUAUCAUAAUCAUAUAAGGUUUGGAAAAUCAAUCUAUUAUUAUAUAUUCAUAACCUGUUCUUACAAUUAGAAUACGCGUCAUGGACGGACUCAGGACGACCCAUGUCGGCGCCAGCCAGACGUUUGACCUCCGCAGGGCUUGGCUGUCUGGCCAAUCGUGUGGAACGCCCUUUGCCAUGACGCAUCUUUUUACUAUCGCUAGGCUGGCUUCCCCAAUGUUUACCAAGCGCCCUGUUAUUUCAAAGUAGUAUAAAACUAUCCAAUGUAAUAUGACCUCCAUAUUCAAAACAAUUAUAAGAAAUUGGAGGGCUAAUUUAAACUGGUUAUAUAAACAUUAAGAGAGGUGGUAAGAAACAGAAUCACACCUCAGUGCGCUAUGCGAAGUUAUUCCAGUCCAUUUUGAAACUUAAUCUUUAAGUCAUAAAGACUGAAAUAGAAGUUGUCAUGAUCUGCCCAUAGGGCAAUCAUUGGUGUGUUGCAGGGCGCUGUUUCCAACGAAGGGUGUGAUGCUCUAAUGCAAUUAGUUCUUUGUCUUUGUUUUCCAGUUUAGUUUUCCUGGUUCUUUUAACAUUUAGGAAUUUUCAACACAACUAUUGCUGAUUCUCAAAUAAUCAAUAUUAUGUUUAGGUAGGUAUAACAUAAUGAGGUUGUGUAGUUUCCUCGACAAAACAAAAUGGAUGAAAGAAUAUGAUAACAUAUAUACGUAAUUAUAAUACUAAAAUCAUAUAUUGGCUUUCUGUUAUUAUGUUAUGAUUACUUGUAUGUUAUUUAAAAGUUGCAAAUAAAAACAUACAGAUAUCUA
Cydia pomonella (codling moth) is the source of this 7921-nucleotide messenger RNA. RefSeq names its product alpha-(1,3)-fucosyltransferase C-like. The record is from RefSeq and is a predicted model, not a curated record. Gene Ontology annotation, cellular component: membrane. Gene Ontology annotation, molecular function: alpha-(1->3)-fucosyltransferase activity. The coding region runs from base 1398 to 2612 and encodes 404 amino acids. NCBI's taxonomy places the organism in Eukaryota, Metazoa, Arthropoda, Insecta, Lepidoptera, Tortricidae. The transcript is spliced from 2 exons.